Bufo bufo (common toad) is the source of this 4177-nucleotide messenger RNA. RefSeq names its product zinc finger protein 271-like. The coding region runs from base 89 to 3655 and encodes 1188 amino acids. The record is from RefSeq and is a predicted model, not a curated record. Lineage: Eukaryota; Metazoa; Chordata; Amphibia; Anura; Bufonidae. The transcript has 7 exons.
CAUUCCAGGAGAUGUCACCACAGAAAAUCCCAGUACAAAUUCUGAAGGAAAUUUGUUGUCACAAAAUUAUAAAGUAGAAGAUGAAGAUAUGCAGCGCUCUUCAGGAGAAAAUAUUAAUGUACAUCCAGGACUUCACAGUACAUAUAAUCUUCCUAAUCAUGAGGAACCUUCUCUUGACCAGAAAGAGGGUGAAAUGUUUCACUGUGGUAAAGAGUUCACAAAAAGAUCAAGUCUUUCUACAUAUAGAAGAAUUUGCACUGGGGAGAAGCCAUACUCCUGUUCAGAUGAAGCACAUCUUGUUAGACAUAAAAAAAGCAACACAGGAGAGAUGUUUAAGUGUUCAGAAUGUGGGAAAGGUUUUAAAAUGAAAUCAAAUCUUGUUAUACAUGAGAGAAUUCACACAGGAGAGAAACCAUAUUCAUGUUCAGAAUGUGGGAAAUGUUUUACAAAUAAAUCAAAUCUAGUUAUACAUGAGAGAAAUCACACAGGAGAGAAGCCAUAUUCAUGUUCAGAAUGUGGAAAAUGUUUUAAAGAUCAAUCAGGUCUUGUUAGACAUAAGAGAAAUCACACAGGAGAGAAGCCAUAUUCAUGUUCAGAAUGUGGGAAAUGUUUUACACAAAAAUCAGAUCUUGUUAGGCAUGAGAGAAGUCACACCGGAGAGAAGCCAUAUUUGUGUUCAGAAUGUGGUAAAUGUUUUACACAAAAAUCUGAUCUUAUUAAGCAUGAGAGAAGUCACACAGGAGAGAAGCCAUAUUUGUGUUCAGAAUGUGGGAAAUGUUUUACACAGAAAUCAGAACUUGUUACACAUCAGAGAUUUCACACAGGAGAGAAGCCAUAUUCAUGUUCAGAAUGUGGGAAAUGUUUUACAGAUAUAUCAGGUCUUGUUAGACAUGAGAGAAGUCACACAGGAGAGAAGCCGUAUUUGUGUUCAGAAUGUGGGAAAUGUUUUAAAAUCAAAUCAAAUCGUGCUAUGCAUGAGAGAAUUCACACAGAAGAGAAGCCAUAUUCAUGUUCAGAAUGUGGGAAAUGUUUUAGAAAUAAAUCAAAUCUUGUUAUACAUGAGAGAAAUCACACAGGAGAGAAGCCAUAUUCAUGUUUAGAAUGUGGGAAAUGUUUUACACAUAAAUCAGAUCUUGUUAAGCAUGAGAGAAGUCACACAGGAGAGAAGCCGUUUUCGUGUUCAGAAUGUGGGAAAUGUUUUACACAAAAAUCAGAUCUUGUUAAGCAUGAGAGAAGUCACACAGGAGAGAAGCCAUAUUUGUGUUCAGAAUGUGGGAAAUGUUUUACACAAAAAUCAAAUCUUGUUAAGCAUGAGAGAAGUCACACAGGAGAGAAGCCAUAUUUGUGUUCAGAAUGUGGGAAAUGUUUUACACGAAAAUUACAUCUUGUUACACAUCAGAGAUUUCACACAGGAGAGAAGCCGUAUUCAUGUUCAGAAUGUGGGAAAUGUUUUACACAAAUAUCAGGUCUUGUUAGACAUGAGAGAAAUCACACAGGAGAGAAGCCGUAUUUGUGUUCAGAAUGUGGGAAAUGUUUUACACAAAAAUCAAAUCUUGUUAGACAUCAGAGAUUUCACACAGGAAAGAAGCCUUAUUCGUGUUCAGAAUGUGCGAAAUGUUUUACACGGAAAUCAUCUCUUGUUACACAUCAGAGAUGUCACACAGGAGAAAAGAUGUUUAAAUGUUCAGAAUGUGGGAAAGGUUUUAAAAUCAAAUCAAAUCUUGCUAUGCAUGAGAGAAUUCACACAGGAGAGAAGCCAUAUUCAUGUUCAGAAUGUGGGAAAUGUUUUAGAAAUAAAUCAAAUCUUGUUAUACAUGAGAGAAAUCACACAGGAGAGAAGCCGUAUUCAUGUUCAGAAUGUGGGAAAUGUUUUAAAGAUCAUUCAGGUCUUGUUAGACAUAAGAGAAAUCACACAGGAGAGAAGCCAUAUUCAUGUUUAGAAUGUGGGAAAUGUUUUACACAAAAAUCAGAUCUUGUUAAGCAUGAGAGAAGUCACACAGGAGAGAAGCCGUUUUCGUGUUCAGAAUGUGGGAAAUGUUUUACACAAAAAUCAGAUCUUGUUAAGCAUGAGAGAAGUCACACAGGAGAGAAGCCAUAUUUGUGUUCAGAAUGUGGGAAGUGUUUUACACAAAAAUCAAAUCUUGUUAAGCAUGAGAGAAGUCACACAGGAGAGAAGCCAUAUUUAUGUUCAGAAUGUGGGAAAUGUUUUACACGAAAAUUACAUCUUGUUACACAUCAGAGAUUUCACACAGGAGAGAAGCCGUAUUCAUGUUCAGAAUGUGGGAAAUGUUUUACAGAAAUAUCAGGUCUUGUUAGACAUGAGAGAAGUCACACAGGAGAGAAGCCGUAUUUGUGUUCAGAAUGUGGGAAAUGUUUUACACAAAAAUCAAAUCUUGUUACACAUCAUAGAUUUCACACAGGAAAGAAGCCUUAUUCGUGUUCAGAAUGUGGGAAAUGUUUUACACGGAAAUCAUCUCUUGUUACACAUCAGAGAUGUCACACAGGAGCAAAUUUCAGUGAGGAGGAGAAGGACAUUCCAGGAGAUGUCACCACAGCAGAAAAUCCCAGUACAAAUUCUGAAGGAAACUUGUUGUCACUAAAUUAUAAAGUAGAAGAUGAAGAUAUGCAGUGCUCUUCAGGAGAAAAUAUUAAUGUGCAUCCAGGACUUCACAGUACAGAUCUGUCAUAUAAUCUUCCUAAUUAUGAGAAACCUUCUCUUGACCAGAAAGAGGGUGAAAUGUUUCACUAUGGUAAAGUGUUCACAAAAAGAUCAAGUUUUUUUACAUACAGAAGAAUUUGCAUCGGGGAGAAGCCAUACUCCUGUUCAGAAUGUGGGGAGUGCUUUACAGAUAAAUCACGUCUUGUUAGACAUAAAAAAAUACACACAGGAGAGAUGUUUAAAUGUUCAGAAUGUGGGAAAGGUUUUAAAAUCAAAUCAAAUCUUGCUAUACAUGAGAGAAUUCACACAGGAGAGAAGCCAUAUUCAUGUUCAGAAUGUGGGAAAUGUUUUAGAAAUAAAUCACAUCUUGUUACACAUGAGAGAAAUCACACAGGAGAGAAGCCGUUUUCGUGUUCAGAAUGUGGGAAAUGUUUUAAAGAUCAAUCAGGUCUUGUUAGACAUAAGAGAAGUCACACAGGAGAGAAGCCAUAUUCAUGUUCAGAAUGUGGGAAAUGUUUUACACAAAAAUCUGAUCUUGUUAGGCAUGAGAGAAGUCACACAGGAGAGAAGCCGUUUUCGUGUUCAGAAUGUGGGAAAUGUUUUACACAAAAAUCAGAUCUUGUUAAGCAUGGGAGAAGUCACACAGGAGAGAAACCAUAUUCAUGUUCAGGAUGUGGGAAAUGUUUUACACAAAAAUCAGAUCUUGUUAAGCAUGAGAGAAGUCACACAGGAGAGAAGCCAUAUUCAUGUUCAGAAUGUGGGAAAUGUUUUACACAAAAAUCUAAUCUUGUUACACAUCAGAGAUUUCACACAGGAGAGAAGCCGUAUUCAUGUUCAGAAUGUGGGAAAUGUUUUACAGAAAUACAAGGUCUUGUUAGACAUGCGAUAAGUCACACAGGAGAGAAGCCGUAUUUGUGUUCAGAAUGUGGGAAACGUUUUACACAAAAGUCUAAUCUUGUUACACAUCAGAGAAGUCACACAGGAGCAAAUUUCUGAAAUUGAAUCAGUCAGCAGAUUCCAUUUGGGUACAAAUAAAUUCAAACCAAAGUGACAGUGCUCAGAUUGCCCUAGUAAAUUGUGGAUGACAUUCUGAAGUCUUGUAGGGCUUUAACGUCAAGGCAGCAUUGACAAUCUUAAAGUGGCAGUAAAAUAUAUAGAUAUGGAUAAACAGAUGGUGGCCGGUGGUAGUAAGCAAACUGUUUAACAACACAUUGCACUUUUGGCUUUGUUAUGCUUUUUAAAAUAAAAUAAAAAUUCCAACCCUUUUUUCGGGGAGAUUCGAUGGUAUGGACGUUACAUUGACGACUUGCUGCUGGUAUGGUCGGGCGGUGUGGCGGACAUACCAUCGUUCUCCUCUUAUUUGAAUAAAUGUAUUGAGACUCUCUCUUUCAGUGUUCACCAUAAAACUAUGUCUGUUAAUUUUGGGGAUUUAUGUUUGAAAGGCGACAUUGCAGAAUCUACGGUCCGUACAUCUACCUUUAGAAAAGUGACAGUGGGUAAUACAACACUUCUGGCCAC